AACGAACUGCUUCCGGGUCCGUCACCCUCAUAGUCCCGUCCACACGUGUGCUUUCGCUUCGCCAAAAGCCAUGGCUACGAUUUCUAUGUAAAGAAACAAUUGAAUUCAAUUAAAAAGCGUCCCUUUCUGACAUGGAUCUCGCGGCAAAGGACUCGUACAUCCAGAAACUGACAAGUAAAGUGCUACAUCAGCGGGAACCAAAGAAGAGGCCAUUCGUUCCUUUUAAUGGCAAGAAAGACGGCGGGCCACCACAGAAGAAGAAAAAGUGCAAAAAGAAGUCAUUCAAAGAUGAGAAGAAGCAGAGUGUGACACCUCCGAAUAAGUCCGGUCAGGCACCAGCACACAACGGAGUCGUGAAAGUGAAUGCAGCACAAAUAGCAGAGAAAGGAGUUCCUUCUAAGGGCAAGAAAGACGGCGGUCCACCACAGAAGAAGAAAAAGUGCAAAAAGAAGUCAUUCAAAGAUGAGAAGAAGCAGAAUGUGACUCCUCCGAAUAAGUCCGGUCAGGCACCAGCACUCAACGGGCACUUGAAAGUGAAUGCAGCACAAACGGCAGAGAAAGGAGGAGUAAAUGUGAAGGCCACCUUCUCUACCUUCGAUGUUCUCCGGAAGAAGCUGCACGACAAGAUUGAAGAGGCCAGAGCGCAGGCCGGCCCCAAGAAGGCGCUGUCGGAGGCGGCCCAAGCCAAGCGGGCUCGGCGCAUAAUGGAGCGCGAGCGCAAGAAGCGAAAGAAGAAGGAGUUCCAGAUCAAGCGGGCUGCCGAAGCACAAGCCAAAAGCGAGCAAGCCGAGGAGAAGCCGCAACAGCCGGCCGCAGCGGCUCCGACGGGCGCCGCUAAGCGGCAAGAGACCGCCGUCAUCUUCAACACGGUGGAGACGGUGGAGGACAAGUACGUGGACAAGACCCUGAAGAAGGCGGCCAAGAAGCGGAGUGUCAAAGGUCAACUCACGCCGCUGUCGGGACGCAACUACAAGCAGCUGCUGAGCCGGGUGGAGGCUCGCAAGGACAAAGUGGAUAAGCUGCGGCAGACGGACGAGGCCAAGGCCCGAGAGCUGGAGGCCAAGAUGAAGUGGACCAACGUGCUGUACAAGGCCGAGGGCGUCAAGAUCAAGGACGACGAGGACAUGCUGCGCGCCGCCCUGGCCAACAAGGAGAAGAAGCGCAACAGGCGUAAGAAGCAGUGGGAAGGGCGCAGCAACACCUUGGUGGAGAAGAUGCAGAAGAGGCAGGACAAGCGGCGUAGGAACAUCAACAAAAAGAAGGCCACCAAGGUGGAGAAGAAAAAGCACAAUGCCAGGAAGAAGGGCAGAGUUCUGGCCGAGGACUUGAAGAAAGCCAACUUGUAGUCACAUUGCAAGUGCUGCCUCGUUUCAUGCGAGAAGCAAAAUGAGACGAAGAGCCAGCUUUUGUUUGAGUGGGGCUCUUUUGUUUUUUUAUGUGGUUAAUUGGCUCUUUGUGUGUUAAAAAAUAGAUACUAUAUUACACUGGU
Messenger RNA from Syngnathus acus (greater pipefish), 1489 nucleotides. RefSeq names its product surfeit 6 (gene surf6). Gene Ontology annotation, molecular function: RNA binding; DNA binding. Gene Ontology annotation, cellular component: nucleolus. The coding region runs from base 132 to 1346 and encodes 404 amino acids. The transcript has 5 exons. Lineage: Eukaryota; Metazoa; Chordata; Actinopteri; Syngnathiformes; Syngnathidae. Gene Ontology annotation, biological process: ribosomal large subunit biogenesis; ribosomal small subunit biogenesis. The record is from RefSeq and is a predicted model, not a curated record.